GACCCAUGUAAUGCUCCCAUAUGUAGCGGUCUGGUUCCUUCUCAUAGCCCCCAGCACUGGAGGAUGGGUUAAAGUAGCUAACUUCUACUCACACCCUCGCUACGAUCAGAUUCUCACUCCUCUAGGGAAGACUGAGGAUGACUUGCUCGUCCUCGCAGUUGAUACGGAGGCAGAGCAAACAAGAAUUCCUAUAAAGAGUGCUCCGUACUAUGGACUUUCUGAAGAGUGGACUUAUAUAAACGAUACGAUGUACUUCGGCAGAGUCAGUGUCUUUACUCGCAAUUACGCCAACGAGGAUGUUGAGCACAAUGUUCUCAAAUUUCAAGGUAACAUGACGGUUCAAGCAGAAGACCACAGUGUAAUGUCUGUAGUGAGGAAUGACCAGGAAUUCUCUGGAUAUCUCUGUAACAUGGGCGAACGAGUUCAUGGAAAAAAGACAUUCGUUAACAUAUGCCUGCACAAUGUAACGGAUUACGGAAAUAUCGACCCUUCAGGGAUUAAAAUACUCGUAAAAGAGGCUGGCUGCUCAGACUGUACAAAAUAUAAAAUACGGCCCCAUAUCCGGGGAAGCAGUCUGGAGUUUGGAAUUCCUAACAGCGAGUCUAAAUCUCAGAAAUGGAACAUCACGAUAGAGUACUCUAGACACACUGUACUUUGCCAUUUCAUCAAGGAUUUAUCGCCAGAGAACCUCAAUUUCGUUAUCAUGAAGCAGAAUCUUACUGUCAGUUCAAUGUUCGAGUGCGUUUUCUUCUCUCAGCAGAUCGACACUAAAGUUAUGGAGAUGUGGACUCCAUUAGUUUUAGGACUGUCAGCAGUGGUUAUACUGGGCGUGGCUGCAGCUGUUUUCUACAAGAAAUGUAAUAGAGCCUGUCUCCGUCAGCUAAUGCCAACCCCGGACCAAGACACAGCAGCAGCCCCGUACCGUAGCUUCAACUCUUCCAACCACUGCGACAGCCCCAAACCGGGCCCCGCUGACAACAGCUAUAUCAAGAUGAAAACUAUAAACAGCUGCGGAAGUGAUACAAAUUCCGGGCCGGACUAUGAGCGGUAUAACUACAAGCAAGGGUCCAGCUACCCAGGACAGAACGGGUCCGGGAUUAGCAGGCACUCGGAACCGCAUUAUGAGCGGAUAUAACGGAGGCCAGUUUGUCAUGGAAGUGGAUUUAUUUUUUACUCGAUUCUGUUUGACAGAUUCUUGGGCCACUGUUUUAUGGGCGUUGUUCUGUUUUCCGCCCUAUUUUAUCAUGAUGACUGAAAUGGCUACUGCCCAAACUCUAAUUUAUUAAUUUAUCACUGUGAUAUGUUUUAUUUUAUCAAACAUCAUAGAUAUAUUUUUAGAACUUUUAUGUGACAUUAUUCGAUUAUUUUAUUUUAAUUCUAGAUUUAGAUCAUAGACGAUAUUUUAUUUGUAGAUUUAGAC
Molecule: messenger RNA, 1420 nt
Organism: Bolinopsis microptera
Lineage: Eukaryota; Metazoa; Ctenophora; Tentaculata; Lobata; Bolinopsidae
Exons: 9
Coding region: 11-1135 (374 amino acids)
Source: RefSeq, a predicted model, not a curated record